Stereum hirsutum FP-91666 SS1 is the source of this 414-nucleotide messenger RNA. RefSeq lists its product as uncharacterized. NCBI's taxonomy places the organism in Eukaryota, Fungi, Basidiomycota, Agaricomycetes, Russulales, Stereaceae. The record is from RefSeq and is a predicted model, not a curated record. The annotation marks the transcript as partial. The transcript has 2 exons.
UGGGAUCAGACGGGCAUGUUUGGUGCUUCCUGUCGCCACGGGUUUAUUUUGAAAUUCUGUGAUAUGGUUCAAAGUGGCGAGCUGGCAAAGUAUCCACUGGCGGUAGUGUCCGACUUUCUCAGAACAAAUAUUGAUCCUCACAACGUUCUGGGUUUCGAUAUUGGAUGCUCGUUCAACGCCACAGUUCACUCAAGCGAGCUUGUUGGGCCACUUGCAGCCGAAUGGAAGCUUCACAUUCUAGUCAAUGCUUUUCAUGGAUGGGCGCACAACCGGACCUGUCAGCUAGAGUGCCAUUCACUCUAUAUCCUUGGCUUUGGGUUGGAGGAUCUAGAGGGGAUGCAACAAAUAUUUUCACUUUCCAACCUUGUUACAUCGCUUGUUCGCAGUGCAUUACGGUUUCAUUGGCUCCAGGCA